GCGGCAGCGCCUCCCGGCAUCCCGGGACCGCUCCGCCCAUCCCGGCCCGGCCCGGCCCGUCCCGUCCCGGCCGGCGGAGGAGGAGCCGGCGCGGCGGCUCCGGCCGGGCUGAGGCGCGGCCGGGCCCGCGGUGAGCGAUGUCCCUGGCGGAGCGGCGGCGGCGGCGGCAAGAGGAGGAAGAGGAGCGGGAAGGAGAGGCAGGGGAUGGAGCCGGUGCGGGCGAGGAGGUGGUGCAGAUCCGGCUGGGGGACAAGUGCUACCCGGUGUGCAAGAGGAAGCUGAUCGAGCAGAGCGACUAUUUCCGAGCGCUCUACCGCUCGGGAAUGCGGGAGGCAGGGCAGGGCCAGGAGGAGCAGCUGCUGCGCGGGGGGCUGAGCGCCCUGGGGCUGGAGCUGGUGCUGGACUUCAUCAACACGUCCUGCCUGGCCAGGCUGGAGCAGGAGGAGGGCGGCGAAGAGGAGCCGCCGCUGCUGGAGGAGCUGGUGGAGGCCGCGUCCUACCUGCAGGUCACGCCCCUGCUGCGGCUGCUGCUGUCGCAGGUGCGGCUGGGCAACUGCUUCGAGCUGCACCGCCUGGCGCAGGUGUACGGCCUGCAGGACCUGCACGACGCCUGCCUGGACUUCAUGGCCGCCCACUACCACCAGGUGCUGCGCAGGCCCGACGCCCGCCCGCACCUCCUGCUGCCCCCGGCGCUGCAGCAGCAGCUGCGGGAGCGGCGCAUGAGGGGCACGGCCACCCUGGUGCUGCUCGGGGACUUCAUGGGCGCCUGCCCGCCGGGGCUGCCCGCCGGCUGCCACCCCGCGGGGGACGCGCCCUGGGCCAUGCUCCGGUACGACGAGGAGGCGCGGCGGUGGCUGCCGCUGGCCAACAACCUGCCCGCCGAUCUGGUGAGCGUCCGCGGCUACGGCUCGGCCACGCUGGACAAUUACCUGUUCAUCGUCGGCGGCUACCGCAUCACCAGCCAGGAGAUCUCGGCCGCGCACUGCUACAACCCGUGCCUGAACGAGUGGAGCCAGCUGGCCUCGAUGAACCAGAAGAGAUCCAACUUCAAGCUGCUGGCUGUCAGUGGAAAGCUCUAUGCCAUCGGUGGUCAGUCCCUUUCCAAUGUGGAGUGCUACAACCCGGAGAACGACUGGUGGAAUUUUGUGGCGUCCAUGCCAAACCCUCUUGCAGAAUUCUCAGCCUGUGAAUGCAAGGGCAAGAUCUAUGUUAUUGGAGGCUACACUGCACGAGGCAGGAACAUGAGCAUUCUGCAGUACUGUCCCAAUUCUGAUUCCUGGACCAACUUGGAGCUGUGUGACGUGCACGUCCGCAAGCAGCAGAUGCUGUCUGUGGAGGAGACCAUCUACCUGGUGGGGGGCUGCAUCCUUGACCUUGGACCAAACCAGAGAUCCAGCCCCAGUGAGGAUGUGCUCACGGUGCAGUCCUACAACAUUGCCACCAAAGAGUGGCUCUACCUCAAUGAGAACUCAUCCAAAUCCGGCCUGAACUUGACUUGCACUCUCCACAACGAUGGAGUCUAUAUCUUGAGUAGGAAUAUUACUGUGUCUUCCAGCUUGGAGCAGCGGCUCUUCCUGAAGUAUAACAUCUUCACGGACACUUGGGAGUCGCUGGGGCGCUUCCCAGCCUUUGGACAAAACAUUCUGAUUUGUUCUAUGUAUUUGCCUGAUGGGCGAGAAGUAUAA
Cinclus cinclus is the source of this 1685-nucleotide messenger RNA. It is a transcript of the gene KLHL42, whose product is annotated as kelch like family member 42. Gene Ontology annotation, molecular function: protein binding. The transcript has 3 exons. The record is from RefSeq and is a predicted model, not a curated record. NCBI's taxonomy places the organism in Eukaryota, Metazoa, Chordata, Aves, Passeriformes, Cinclidae. Bases 138 to 1685 code for a protein of 515 amino acids.